UUUACUUGUUUGUGUAUCUCGGAUUUAAUUUCUGGGAUUGCUGGGAAGCAAUGAAAUCUUCUCUGAAGAAACUAAAAGGAUUCGCACUUCACAAGAACGAUCCGAAAGAGAAAAGAGAUCUUCAACCUUCAGCGCAGUUGGAUGAGCUCGCUCAGGCUGCACAGGGUAUGCAAGAUAUGAGAAACUGCUAUGAUAGCUUGCUUUCUGCAGCUGCUGCUACAGCAAAUAGUGCUUAUGAGUUCUCAGAGUCACUGCGGGAAAUGGGUUCCUGUCUGCUGGAGAAAACUGCACUGAAUGAUGAUGAAGACAGCGGUAGGGUUUUGUUAAUGCUGGGGAAAGUGCAGUUUGAGCUUCAAAAACUUGUUGAUAACUAUCGCUCUCAUAUUUUCCAGACAAUUACAACGCCAUCAGAAUCUCUUCUUAAUGAACUUCGAACAGUGGAGGAGAUGAAGAGACAAUGUGAUGAAAAAAGAAAAGUAUAUGAGUACCUGAUGGAGGCACAAAGAGAAAAGGGCAGGUCAAAAAAUGCUAAAGGUGAAAGCUUUUCUCCCCAACAGUUACGAGCAGCUCAUGAUGAAUAUGAUGAGGAGGCAACUUUAUUUGUUUUUCGUUUGAAAUCAUUGAAGCAAGGGCAGUCUCGAAGUCUUUUAACACAGGCUGCGCGACACCAUGCAGCUCAGUUGAGAUUCUUUAGGAAGGGACUUCAGUCUCUUGAGGCAAUUGAGCCACAUGUAAAAGUGCUAACAGAACAGCAACACAUUGAUUACCAAUUCAGUGGCCUUGAAGAUGAUUACGGGGAUGAUGGUGAAGAUGAUGACAUUUAUGAUGCCAACGAUGAUGGUGAAUUGAGUUUCGAUUAUGGCCAAACUGACCAUGGGCAAGAUAUUUCAACAUCGAGGAGUUCAAUGGAGCUGGAUCAAGCAGAUUUAUCAUUUUCCCAAGUGUCCACAAUGGAAGUUGCACAGGAGAAUCUAGAAAAAGGCCAAGGAGAUCUCGAUUCCUUCAGUAGAGAACCGAGGGUGGGCAGCCAAUCUGCCCCGAUCUUUGCAGAGAAGAAAUUUGAUGUGGCUGAAAGAAUAAGGCAAAUGAGACCAUCAUCAACACGGAAGUUUCACACCUACGUACUUCCCACACCAGUUGAUGCAAAGACUUCAGUAAUUGCAAGAUCAAGUAAUGCAACUCCCCACACAAGGCAAACAAGUUUGGGUGGACAUACUCACAAUUUGUGGCAUUCAUCCCCGUUGGAACCAAAGAAGCAUGAGAAAGAUUCUAGAGACGAUACAUUUUCAGGCACCUCUGUUGUAAAAGCACACUCAGUACUUAAGGAGAGCAACAAUAAUAGUGCCUCCAUCAAAUUACCCCCUCCUCUAGCAGAAGGGUUCUUACUACCACAGUGUGAUCGACGCAUUGAUUCCGAUACUAAGAAAGUCAAAAGACAAGCUUUCUCUGGUCCAUUAACAAGUAGAACUUGGUCAACCAAGCCUGGUUUAUCUGCUAGUGGUUCCAUCAGCCAAACUGAACACCCCCAAUCAGUCACUGGAAUGGUUUCACGUGUUCCAACAUCUCAGCCAUCUUUAUCUCCAAAAGUAUCACCAAGUGCGUCUCCCCCCCUUAUAUCUCCUCCCAGAAUAAGUGAACUUCAUGAGCUUCCUAGGCCACCAAUCAGUUCUGCCAUGAAGUCCACAAGACCUGCAAGUUUAGUUGGUCACUCUGCCCCCCUGGUCGCCAGAAGUCAGGAGCAUUCAACCACAAAUAGAACACCUACCUUGACCUCAAAUUCUGCAUCUCCACUGCCAAUGCCUCCUCUGACUGUUUCUAGGAGUUUCUCCAUACCUUCAAGCAGCCAGAGAGCAAUGCCAUUGGCGAGGCUGUUGGAGGCUCAAAGUCCAGAGAAGGCUGAAGAAGUUGCAUCACCUCCUUUGACACCUAUUUUGUUAACAAAUGCCCAACCGUCUUCAACUGCUUCUGAAGUGGUCAAUCAAGCAGGGCAAAUGAAAGAUGGGGAUUGAUUUAGUUCACGGAUGCUGCUUUGGGUGAUUGGUUGCUUGCUCACACCCUUUGAUCAAUUCCGGUGGAAGACCUUAUUCGGA
Messenger RNA from Telopea speciosissima, 2090 nucleotides. RefSeq lists its product as uncharacterized. The coding region runs from base 51 to 2009 and encodes 652 amino acids. Lineage: Eukaryota; Viridiplantae; Streptophyta; Magnoliopsida; Proteales; Proteaceae. The record is from RefSeq and is a predicted model, not a curated record. The transcript is spliced from 11 exons.